Molecule: messenger RNA, 1436 nt
Organism: Mauremys mutica (yellowpond turtle)
Lineage: Eukaryota; Metazoa; Chordata; Testudines; Geoemydidae
Gene: EGFL7
Product: EGF like domain multiple 7
Exons: 10
Coding region: 452-1288 (278 amino acids)
Biological process (GO): anatomical structure development
Cellular component (GO): extracellular region; cell surface
Molecular function (GO): calcium ion binding; signaling receptor binding
Source: RefSeq, a predicted model, not a curated record
AGAAAAGCAUAAAAAGCCUCCCUUCCACCUCUAAAGGGACCUCCUGCCUGCCUGCAGCACCAGUGACCAGCCACGCUGGGGAGGCACCGGAGAGAAGCAGAUGCAGCCAGCUGGGGAGGAGAGGCCUUGGCCAUGCAGCAGCGGCGGGCAAACAGCAGAGGAGGUGGCCGCUGGGUUGUGGAGAGUUGCUUGGAGCAGGAGAAGGUGGCCUGUUUCACAUGGCCGCUGCAGAGGGACGCAGAGAGGAGGAGAGGACGUAGCAGUAAGAAAUCAUGGUGCCGUUUAAAGGAAGCAUCCUCCGUUCAUGACAAAUGACUGAUUUCAACAGAUCAGGGUUCCCCACUGAAGAGACACAUGCAGUAAGAGCCAGUGCUUCCCAUCAAAGAGCGACACCCCUUCAUGCCACACAAUAUCGCACAGCAGGAAAGAAAGAGCCGGCAGAGGGCAGGAAAUGCAGAGAAUCAGCUGCCUCCUCACGGGAUUUGUCUUAAUCCUUGGUGUGACCAGCGCUGAGCGUUUUGCCCGGUCAGGCCGCAGGGUGUGCUCUGCAGAGAUGCAGAACAGAGCCGCGUCGUAUGUGGAGUCCCACGUGCAGCCUGUCUACCAGCCCUACCUCACAACGUGCCAGGGACACCGGCUCUGCAGUACGUACAGAACCACAUACAAGGUUGCCUAUCGCCUGGCCUACAGGAGAUUUUCCCAGCCCAUCUAUAUGUGCUGCCCUGGAUGGAGACGGGCAAACGGCCACGCAGUCGGAUGCAGCAAAGCCAUUUGCAGGUUGCCUUGUCAAAACGGCGGGAGCUGUUCAGCCCCAGACAGAUGCACCUGCCCCCCAGGAUGGAUGGGGAAAUCCUGCCAGACAGACGUGGAUGAAUGCGCUGGCCCGAGCCACGGCUGCAGCCAGCAUUGUGCCAACACGCCUGGGAGCUACGGCUGUGCCUGUCGGGCUGGGCAAAGGCUCUCUGCCGAUGGGAAGUCAUGCCAGGCUUCGGACCCACCCACUGAGACGGAGGCCUCCCCUGCCCUCAACCGCUCAGGCGCCUCCAGUGAAAUGAAGGAAGAAAUGCAAGGCCUCCGGAGCCGGGUGGAAGUGCUGGAGCAGAAACUCCAAUUAUUGUUGGCUCCAUUCCAUAACCUCAUGCCAUCGGCAGCAGAUGACGUCAGCACAGACCCCAUCAGCCAGCUGUUCUACUCCCUGCGGCAGCUGGAUAGAAUCGAGUCCCUGAGUGAGCAGAUCUCCUUCCUGGAGGAGCGACUGGAGACAUGUUCAUGUAAGAAUGAACGCUAAUAACGAGAGGAGCAGCACUUCACGGUGGGAGCAGAGUGAAUUGGUAACCCUGGAUUUCCUAUCUCAGCACCCCUUGACCCAGCCUGCCGAAAGAGGCCACGAUGCCUUCCGCACGACGUGGGAUGGAGCCAUAAAGAGCUUAUUUUGA